Messenger RNA from Phytophthora sojae, 1049 nucleotides. RefSeq names its product oxidoreductase. The coding region runs from base 1 to 1044 and encodes 347 amino acids. Lineage: Eukaryota; Oomycota; Peronosporomycetes; Peronosporales; Peronosporaceae. The record is from RefSeq and is a predicted model, not a curated record. The transcript has a single exon. Gene Ontology annotation, molecular function: nucleotide binding.
AUGACCAACCCCAAGAUCCGCGUGGGCUUCGUGGGCUUCGGCACGGGCUCGAGCGUCUUCCACGCGCCGCUGCUGCUGAGCUCCGGCCAGUUCGAGCUCACGCACGUGCUGGAGCGCUCCACCAACAAGAGCGCGGUGCUGAGCCCGGCGCCGACGGUCGUGCGCUCCAUGGACGAGCUGCUGGCCACGGACGUGCAGCUCGUGGUCAUCUCGACGCCCACGACCGUGCACUUCGAGCAGGCCAAGCAGGUCAUGGAGGCCAAGCGCCACGUGGUGGUGGACAAGCCGCUGUGCGUCACGGCGCAGCAGGCCGAGGACCUGUGCGCCAUCGCCAAGGCCAACGGCGUGCUCUUCUCCGUGUUCCACAACCGCCGCUUCGACAGCGACUUCCUCACGGUGCGCGCGCUCAUCGAGGACGGCACGCUCGGAGACGUGCACAGGUUCGAGGCGCACUACGACCGCUACCGCCCCAACAUGAAGGGCUACUGGAAGGAGAAGGCCGGCCUCUGCGGCGGCGUGCUCUACGACCUGGGCGCGCACGUCACGGACCAGGCGCUGCAGCUCUUCGGCCAGCCCGACUCGGUCGACGCCGACGUGCAGAUCCAGCGCGAAGGGGCCGAGAACGACGACUUCUUCCGACUCGAGUUCAAGUACAAGCAGUUCCCCGAGCGCGAGGUGAUCCUGAGCGCCAGCAUGCUGGUCAAGAACCCCGGCCCCAAGUACACAGUCGUGGGCACCAAGGGCACGCUCGAGAAGUUCGGCGAGGACGGACAGGAGGACGCGCUGCGUGCUGGCAAGCGCCCGGGCGACGACGGAUGGGGCCAGGAGCCCGAGAGCUCCUUCGGCAAGUUCACGGACGCCGUGACGGGCGAAACCCGCGUCAUCCCCAGCAAGCUCGGCUCGUACCAGGUGUACUACAAGAACAUCGCGGCAGCUAUUCGCGGCGAGGAGGAGCUGCUCGUGCACCCAGAAGAGGUGAUCGAGCAGAUCCGCAUCAUCGAAAACGCCAAGAAGACCGAGCGUGUGAACCGCAUUACCGUCUAAGCUUU